CGCUGCACUGAGCGCUCGCCGCCGCCCAGCCUCGGCUCGCGCACCUCCCAUCUGCUCCCAGAACAGCCGCGAGCGAGAAGUGGUCCUGAGCCUGAGCGAGUCUUUCUAGCUUUUACAUUCUUGCUUCUUUCCCUUCUCCUUCCCACUUGUGUGCGAGCGAGUGCGAGAGCCAUGGUGAAGCGAGCCUGGACUCUGCAGUAUACUGCUUUCGCUCUCUUUUGCGCUUGGUGUGCAUUGAACAGUGCAAAAGCAAAGAGGCAGUUUGUGAAUGAAUGGGCGGCGGAGAUCCCCGGGGGACCGGAGGCAGCCUCGGCCAUAGCCCAGGAGUUGGGCUAUGACCUUUUGGGUCAGAUUGGCUCACUUGAAAAUCACUACUUACUCAAACACAAAAACCAUCCCCGAAGGUCUCGAAGGAGUGCUCCUCAUAUCACUAAGAGAUUAUCUGAUGAUGAUCGUGUGAUAUGGGCUGAACAACAGUAUGAAAAAGAGAGAAGGAAACGUUCAGUUCUAAGAGACUCAGUACUAAAUCUCUUCAAUGAUCCAAUGUGGAAUCAGCAGUGGUACUUGCAAGAUACUAGGAUGACUGCUACCUUGCCCAAGCUGGAUCUCCAUGUGAUACCUGUUUGGCAAAAAGGCAUUACAGGCAAAGGAGUUGUUAUCACGGUACUGGAUGAUGGCUUGGAGUGGAACCACACAGACAUUUAUGCCAACUAUGAUCCAGAGGCUAGCUACGAUUUUAACGAUAAUGACCAUGAUCCAUUUCCCCGAUAUGAUCCCACAAAUGAGAACAAACAUGGGACCAGAUGUGCAGGAGAAAUUGCCAUGCAAGCAAAUAAUCACAAGUGCGGGGUUGGAAUUGCUUAUAAUUCCAAAGUUGGAGGAAUAAGAAUGCUGGAUGGUAUUGUGACUGAUGCGAUUGAGGCCAGUUCAAUUGGGUUCAAUCCUGGACACGUGGAUAUUUACAGUGCAAGCUGGGGCCCUAAUGAUGAUGGGAAAACUGUGGAGGGGCCAGGCAGACUGGCCCAAAAGGCUUUCGAAUAUGGUGUCAAACAGGGGCGACAAGGAAGGGGCUCCAUCUUUGUCUGGGCUUCUGGAAACGGGGGGCGUCAGGGUGAUAACUGUGACUGCGAUGGGUACACAGACAGCAUCUACACCAUUUCCAUCAGUAGCGCCUCGCAGCAGGGGCUGUCCCCCUGGUACGCCGAGAAGUGCUCCUCCACGCUGGCCACCUCAUACAGCAGCGGGGAUUACACGGACCAGCGAAUCACGAGUGCUGACCUGCACAAUGACUGCACGGAGACCCACACUGGCACCUCAGCCUCCGCGCCCUUAGCUGCUGGUAUCUUCGCUCUGGCCCUGGAAGCAAAUCCAAAUCUUACCUGGCGAGAUAUGCAACACUUGGUUGUCUGGACCUCUGAGUAUGACCCACUCGCUAAUAAUCCUGGAUGGAAAAAGAAUGGAGCAGGCUUAAUGGUGAAUAGUCGAUUUGGAUUUGGGUUGCUUAAUGCCAAAGCUCUGGUGGAUUUAGCUGAUCCCAGGACCUGGAGCAGCGUUCCUGAGAAGAAAGAGUGUGUUGUAAAGGACAAUGCCUUUGAGCCCAGAGCCCUGAAAGCCAAUGGAGAAGUUAUCAUUGAAAUCCCAACAAGAGCUUGUGAAGGACAGGAAAAUGCUAUCAAGUCCCUGGAACAUGUGCAAUUUGAAGCAACAAUUGAAUAUUCCCGAAGAGGAGACCUUCAUGUCACACUCACUUCUGCUGCUGGAACCAGCACCAUACUGUUGGCUGAAAGAGAGCGGGAUACAUCUCCCAAUGGCUUCAAGAAUUGGGACUUCAUGUCUGUUCACACAUGGGGAGAGAAUCCCAUAGGUACCUGGACUUUGCAAAUAACAGAUAUGUCUGGAAGAAUGCAAAAUGAAGGCAGGAUUGUGAACUGGAAGCUGAUUUUGCAUGGGACAUCUACCCAGCCAGAGCACAUGAAACAGCCUCGUGUGUACACAUCCUACAAUACCGUUCAGAACGACAGAAGAGGGGUGGAGAAGAUGGUGGAUUCAGGGGAGGAGCAGCCCACACAGGAGAUCCUGAACGAGAAGCCUGCGACAUCAAAAAGCCCCAGCCUCGGCAGUGUGGGGGACAGAAGGGAUGACCUAGCAGAGGGAGCCCCCUCUGAAGCCAUGCUGCGUCUCCUACAAAGUGCUUUCAGCAAAAACGCAUCCGCAAAGCAAUCACCAAAGAAGUCUCCAAGUGCAAAGCUCAGCAUCCCUUACAAAAAUUUCUAUGAAGCCCUGGAAAAGCUGAACCAACCUUCCCAGCUUAAAGACUCUGAGGACAAUCUGUAUAACGACUAUGUUGAUGUUUUCUAUAACACGAAACCUUACAAGCACAGAGACGACCGGCUGCUGCAGGCUCUGGUGGACAUUCUAAGGGAGGAAAAUUAAAAUAAGUGUAUGGUCCUGAGUUGGAAAUAUUCAUGCUUCUUCCUUCCCCUUAGAUUUUGCCUGUAUCUGAUGUGGUUGUUUUUUGUCAUUGAUUCUUAUGCUUAUAAUAUCCUUUGUGGUAAUUUUCUUUUUCUCCCCAAGAACAUUUGAAAGGGACAAGCUCGAGUAGUAAAUCCAUUUUUCUGAACUGAUUAUAGCUCAUUCAAAAUGUGUCUUCCCUGCCUGCACAAGUAAAAUGGUUUGUUCUUUCUGCAGAAAGAGUUUACAGGUGGUCCUCGCACUACAUUGGAGCCCCUUCUAGGCACCCCCUGUUUCAUAUCUCAAAAGAAAAGGUGUAACCUAGGCAGUAGGUUAAUUUGAACAAGUAAUCUGAAAAGAGGAGAGAGAUAAAACGUUCCUAUAUCUCGUCCCCUGUCUUUGCCAAUGUGGUUAUUAAUAUUUGGUGCCAAGGCACAAUAUGGAAAGUCUAAUGAAAGAGUCAUAAUUAGAACCAUAUUCUAGGCCUUUGUACUCCAAAGUACCACUCAUUCAGGGGGUGGCCAUCCGGUUAUCUGAGGAGAAAGAUUGGUGGUUUAACUAUAAAACAGACCUGAAAAUACGUGAUAUCAGAUUUGAACAAUUCUAGAACACUCUUUGCCUGGUGUGCCAUACAAAGGCCUCCAUGGGCUUAAAGGUAGCAAUGAUUCAGGCUGUAUGCUGGUCUUCCUCUCCCUCCCCUCCUGAAGGUUUUCCUCACCUGUCUCAUUUCUCAGCCACAAACUAAAUACCGAGAGAACUAUUUCUACCCUUAGAGCAAACCUACACUUGGAACUUGAGAAAUUCCUAGCCACGAUUUUUUUUUUAAAUCAUCUUAACAGGAAACCACUCAUAACAGAAAACCAGUAUAAUGACAGGAAAAUAUUCAUAAUGACGAGAAUCAAUUAGAGGUAUUUUGAAAAUUAUAUUUAUUCUAGGUCUUUGAAACUGGGUUCAUUCCCAGAUACUAGAGACCCUUCCCUGUCUUACAGCUGAUAGCAUACAAAUUCUCACCCAAUUAAUUUCUCCCACGCUUUAACUCAGAGGAUACAACCUGGCAGCUCCCAGGCUGUCUUUGUACUUCAGGUAGAUUUUGUUUGGCAUGUGAAAUGUUUAUAAACAGGAGUGAUUAUUGAAUACACGAUUCCAUAUAAAAUCCCACCCCUAGACAUAACUUUCCCCCAACAUCAGCUGGCUGGAGCUGAAGUUCAACUUAAUGCCAGGUCCUGUGGCACCUGCUCACACUGCUCAUAGAAGCCACUGCACUUGUCAGUGUUCCACAGGCAUCAGAUUGUACCUGCUCUGGAACUGAACGAACAUGUAAUAUGUGUAAAUGCAUUAGGAAAAAUGUCCACAGCUCCUUUCAGGCAGGAUCUUAUAAUAAUGAUGAGCAUUUCCCAUGAUCUAAUUAAUUUAUAAAUCCAAAAUAGUAUUUUUAGACCCUUGAAAGUACAUCUGAAAUUCAGUUUGAUGUGGUUACUUAAUCUCACCUCACCUAUAUAUGCUCAUUAUACUAAUUCACUAGCUGUCAACCCCUAGGUUCCUAUAAUCUAUAUACUCUCAAAACUUCCAGUUGCCUACUGGAAUGUGCUGUCUGCAAACUUGCCAAGACAUUUGAACUCCGUAAGAUCACACAUGCCAUUGAACUGGACCAGGAGGAGAACACUAGAGUCAAUCACUUGCUUUGGUGUGAAAUGUAGGUAGUCAUGUUUACCCCUAUUCUACCAUUUGAAUUUUGGCAGAAUGAGGUGAUUUCCAAAGUAAUACCUGUGAUGAUUAGAGGAUGUUCUCCUAAUGGGAUUGCAAUUUCACUAUGUCCUUAAAGUUUCAGGUGGUAUUUGAUAUAGUAAGUGUUGGCUAUAAUUUUGAAAAUUGCAGCAUAUCAAAAAGCAUUAGCUCUGAAAAUGACCAGAGAAUUAUUGGAUAUUAGAUAUAUUUUCAACUGAAAACAAAGCUAAGGCCCAGAGAAACCAGUAAGUGGUAAUAAUUUAGAACUCACCCUUUCUUCACUUCUAAUCUAGUGCUAAAUGUAUAAAGCUUUCUUUUUCAUCCUUAACAGUAUCUUUUCCUGGUUAAAACCCCAACCAACUCAUUGGAUUCUAGCCAAAGGUUCACUCUAGAGAAGCUUUAAUACUUAAAUGAAAUCACGUUUGGAUGUUUCCAACUUGGAGUAUUUUGUUCAGACAUAAAAUAUUUUUGUCAGUCUUUCUUAGUGCCUGUGUGGAUUUUUGUGAAAAUGUAAAAGAGGAAACUUAUAUAAUAUUUCCCUUGGAAUUUUAAACUAUAUUUUCUUUACAGGUAUUUAUAAUGUACCAAUGCUUUUAUCAAACAGCAUUUUAAAGGGCAUAAUUAUAUUAAAGAACCAAAAUUUUCCUGAAAAUAAGAAAGUUUCAUCCAAUAAAAUAUUUUUGAAAGGCAUGAUCCUCUGUCAGUGAAAAAAAGUGUAAUAUGUACGUGUUGUGAUUUUAGUGCCAUUUGCCUGAUAGCCUAAUACAAUGUGUAGCUGAGUUUCUCUUGUGUAGUCAGCAUUCUUAAGGGCACUUCCACAUUAUAUACACUUGAUGUAUUAACCAGAAUAUGUAAAAUAUGCUUAUCAAUCAGAAAAAUAAAUGGUUUCUCAC
Molecule: messenger RNA, 5069 nt
Organism: Talpa occidentalis (Iberian mole)
Lineage: Eukaryota; Metazoa; Chordata; Mammalia; Eulipotyphla; Talpidae
Gene: PCSK1
Product: proprotein convertase subtilisin/kexin type 1
Exons: 14
Coding region: 172-2433 (753 amino acids)
Biological process (GO): protein processing
Cellular component (GO): Golgi membrane; trans-Golgi network
Molecular function (GO): serine-type endopeptidase activity
Source: RefSeq, a predicted model, not a curated record